AUGCUCUUUGACCUCAAUAAUCUUGAAUCUACACCCUUUGGAAUCGCAACUCUGUCGGGUAACAAGGCGGUUGUUUAUCUUCGACAGUGGCUGAAUGCUGACUCUGAAUCUUUCUACGAAUUGAAUGUUGUCAUAUCUCUCGGGCGCUUGACUACUUCUCGAAGGGUUACCUGUGACUAUGGUUUGAAGACUCGUGGGUAA
Molecule: messenger RNA, 201 nt
Organism: Rodentolepis nana
Lineage: Eukaryota; Metazoa; Platyhelminthes; Cestoda; Cyclophyllidea; Hymenolepididae
Source: the annotation of a GenBank genome assembly